Messenger RNA from Linum trigynum, 5356 nucleotides. NCBI's taxonomy places the organism in Eukaryota, Viridiplantae, Streptophyta, Magnoliopsida, Malpighiales, Linaceae. The record is from the annotation of a GenBank genome assembly.
UCUUUGCUAAAACUAGAGUUCCGUACCAUCCUGUUGAUCUGACACUCCUCGUGCUUUUAGGAUUGUUUUUACGUAAUGUGUUCUUCUAAUGAGCUCUAGGAUAUUGUUUCUAUAAUGUGGAUUGAUGAAGAAGAUAGUUAUAUGGUGGUCACAUUUCUCAUUGUUACGAGGGGGUCAGUUAGGUAUUUCCUACCUCCAGAGAUAAGAUGAGCUGAAUUGAAAAGAUAGUUGUUGUAGCCAACUUGUAGGGACAUAAAGAGAGAUGGCUCCUGCCCUGCUCUUGUUGAGACCAGUUUGCGGAGAUGAUCCUGCCCAUUGCAAACUGUGGGAAGGUUUAACUUUAAGAUUGGAAAGAUCCACUGCCAACUGCAUUUUGUUUGAAGUGCUGGCGACUGUUUUUGUCUAUCGAGUCUCUGGUCUGUAGGGAAGAUUCCUUAUGGCAUCAACAUGAUAGAGGUGUUUGAUAGCAGUGGACAGUGGUCCUAUUGGAGGUGUUCUUGCGGUGGUUUAGGAAAUUUGUUCCGAUGUUCACUGUGAUGAUAACAAAAGAAACAGUAGCCCCGGGGAAAGUGAACCACUCUCAUAACGAGUUCCAAAGGCUACGUAGAUCGAUUGGUUAAUUUUUUCCUUUCCCAACUUGUCUGUUACGUUAUUUGAUGUGCGGUGCUUCACUGCAUCUGCAGACAGUGAUGACACCUGCCGAUUGGCUGAUUGCUUUUUAUUCCCCAUUGUAAAGACGGGUUGCUUACUACUAGGAAACCAAGACAUGAUCUUUCCGUUGUCUUUAUUGAGUUACCAUUGUGAUUGUCAGGUUUUAGCAGGGAGUGUUGUUUUUGUUUUCCUGGCUGCUGGAUAAAUGUUUCCUAACCGUCGUCGUCGGCCGUUUUCUGGCAGGCGCUUCUGAACCGUGUAGGAUACACGCCGGAGAUCAACCACAGGGUGCUGGUGGAAUUAGGAGAGCGCAGAAAGGAGCUCGAGAAGGAGACCAAACCCAUCUUGGAUACACUGAGGAGUUACCAGGACUUGCCCGCGGUAAAACCAAAAAAGAAAAAAAAAAAACAAUCAGUGCAGACGUUUGGAUCCAUUUACUGCCGUGGUGUAAAAAAAUCUGAUCUUUGAGACAAAUUGCAGGACAAAGCUCUGGCGGCACUGGCGAUCGAGGAGAAGAAAAGACAGUACGCAGCCGGCGAGAAGUAUCUUGCAGACCUUGUCCAGGCCCUGGCAAUGCAACCCUGAAACGUACCUUUACAGAGAAGCUUCUUUUGUAGUUACUCUCUCACUGGCUUCUUAUUGGUUGUGGAAGUCGCCGGCGAGAACCAGAGAAUGGGAUAAUGCAGAAGUCACAUGGCUGUCGUGGUUGCUGAUGAGGUGGACGGGCUGUGGAUUGAAUCGAGGCUGAGGUGGAUUCCACGUCAAGUGAAGCCAGUGGACACGUGGCGUGAAAGCAGGAACGUUACGUAAUACUUUGUCAGAGAGGCUACAAACUCACCGGCCCAAGCAGACGGCUCCCACCCACACGGUCCAGUCCAGGCCCAAUAUCCCAUCUCAAUCCCUCUCUGUUUUUUUUUUUUUUUUGGUCUAAGCCAACAAAAAGCGGUUGGCUGGCUUUUGCCGGCGAGAAGAGUACACGUAAAACAUAAACCUUUUUAUCAUAUCCUUUGCUUUCCUUUCUAGCUAGGCUUUCUCAGGAACACAAAGCAAACCCCUGAAAGAAAAGAAAAAAAAAAGCACUCAACGGAAGAAGGAAAAAGAAAGGGUAGACAUGGCGUCGAGUAGCGGCGGCGGGAUGUCGAGGGAGACGCAGAUGUCGAUCGAGGCGUCGUCGAUGUUCCCCGGGUUCAGAUUCUCGCCGACGGACGCCGAGCUCAUCUCUUACUACCUGAGGAAGAAGGUCGACGGCGACGAGAAAUGCGUGGAGGUGAUUCCUCAGGUGGAGAUCUGUCGGCACGAGCCAUGGGACUUGCCAGCCAAAUCGAUAGUCCAAUCGGAGACGGAGUGGUUCUUCUUCUCGUCUCGAGGCCGGAAGUAUCCCAAUGGCUCCCAGAGCAAGAGGGCGACGCAGCUCGGCUACUGGAAAGCCACCGGCAAGGAGCGCAGCGUCCGAUCGGGCUCCGCCGUCAUCGGCACAAAGCGCACCCUCGUCUUCCACAUCGGCCGCGCCCCCAGAGGCGAGCGCACCGAGUGGAUCAUGCACGAGUACUGCACGUACUCCGGCGCCCAUAAUUUGCAGGAUUCUCUGGUCGUGUGCCGACUGAGGAAGAACAUGGAUUUCAGGGGACAUCACGGUAUCUGCGACGGCGUGAUCUCCGGCAACAACAACAACAACAAUGGGAAUGGAACCGCCAUGGAGAAUAAUGGGGCGGAGAGCUCGAAGAAGACUACGGACAGCAGCUCCGACUCCUACUCGAUCGAGCAGCCCGGCGGCGGCGGUGCCGAGUCCUCGAGCCGUAUGGCUCGCCACGAUCCGUUCGAGCUGAAAAUGCUGGAGGAAUCGUGCAGGGGGGUCGGGUUCUCGAAGAACCACGUGGACGAUUUCUACGCCGACAUUCUCAAGGACGACAUCGUCAGCCUCGACGACGACGGGCUAGCUGCUCCGGCGGUGUCGGUUUCUGCAGCUGCCACAAUGCAGGGGUUCGCGCCGCUGUGGGUUGUGCAGCAGCAGCAGCAGCAGGGGACGGCGAACCGGAGGGUGAAGCUGGAGAGCCGGAGAAGGGUUGGGAAUGUGGCUGCUGCGGUGAGAGAAUUAGAGGAAGAAGCGAAAGAGAAUGAAAGGGAAGACGAAGAGAAAAAGAGGGAGAAGAAGAAGGUGCCGAGCUGCGCGGUUGGGCUGGUGAUGUUCGUGAAGAAGAAGCGCGGGAAAGGUGUGGCGACGCUGUUCGUGGCGACGGUGCUGGUUGUGGCUGUGUUGCUGACGUUGUUCGGGUCUCUGUUUGGGCAUGAUAAGGUUUCGGGGAAGAUCAGGAAGGUUGCCCAUCUGCCGUCGUUGUCCUUCAGGUCAGGUACCUGAAAGCAGCUACUGCAACAAUGGCGACGAUGGUGUAAAUAGCAGGUCGGGUUGUGAAGGGUAGAAGGUGUUACCGUCUUUAGUAUUGUGUAUGUAUGGCUUUUUUUUUUGUCUGUCCGUUUAUAGAGGAUGGUUGAGAGGUCUACGUCAUUUCUAGUUGCGUUUUAUAGUCUGGUGUAAUUAGAUGUAAAAGAAAUCUUACGUUGAUCUCACGUCUUAGUCUCACCAAAAUUCAGAAGAACAAUAAAAUUCGAUGUGAAAUGCCGGCUCAGGGACUCGUGUGACUCGUCGUCAUGUCGCCCGCCUCUCAAGUUACCGAAAAUCAUCCACAGGGAAGGCGAGUUUGACAAGUUUUCAGAAGUUUGAUGGUGAAUUUGUAAUAAAUCUAAGUUUGACGGUCUGGUUCUGAAUUUCCAUCCCAAGUUCGGAAUUUUGAAUCCCGUGGAGGAGAGAGAGAGAGAGAGAGAGAGAGAGAGAGAGAGAAAGCGUAUCAUAUUCAUAAGUGGAGAAAGCCGAUUCUGGGAUCCGCGGGAAGCAGCUGGAGGAGAUCGAUUGCAAGGAGGACUCCGCCGGAGCAGGGUUUAGUCUUCUUCUGUCGGCGGCUGCAACCGGCGCCACUGCGGCACGCUUCUAUUACGCUCCGGCGAUCUUUGGUAGUAAGAGAGAAGGGCGGGAUUGAAAUUGAGGUUCCGCGGAGUCGGCGGCUUUCUUGUCGAACUCCGUUGGGCGUUACUGCUUGUCGGAGGGAAGAGAGCUGAGCUUGGAAAGGGAUUUGCUUAUACAAAUAGAAGCUUCGGGGGAGCGAGUUCGGUUGCAGAUCGAAAGGGGAGAAGGACGGAGCUGAUUGAGAGCGGCCAAGCAUCGCGGCCACUUUGAUUGGCCGUUCCUGGCGGUGGGUAAUUCUUCUCUGGCCUCAAUGCCCAAUCUAGCUUCAGUGCAUAUGUGAGCAGAUUUGGGUGUGAAUUGAUGGCCUGAUUUCCCCUGCUUAUUAUGAGAUCCAGCAACUGUUUGUGUUGAUCAAUCUGGAAGCGGAGCUCUGUUGUUUAAGUUGAUUUUGUGUGGUGAUGGGUACCCAAAGUUUCUGAUUACAUCCCUUCUUUUAGCACGGAGUUGAAAACUACCUGUGCUAAUCAAUAUGACAUCUCUUUCCAUUCCUGGAAACUGGGGUUUUUUCCAGAUUUCUGCCCAAUUUCUCAUUCCUUCUUGUUUUGGAAGUGAUAUAAGCUGAGUAUUUAGUUGCGAAGAAGCAUACUUUUCAGGACCCCUACUUUCUUUCCUUAUCGAUUCAGGAUUCAGUUAUGAGAAUUUUGUAUCAUGGACAUCUUACAUUUUUCUGAUUGGUGUUCAAUUCGUUCAUCAGCUCCGUGCCCUCUUCUUCCCCACUGCUGCUCUUUUGCUUCCAUUUUUGGUUUUUGUAAAAUUAGCUAAUUUUGAUGGUAGAUCCAUAUGCAUGUCGUGACUUGGUUUUGAGUUGUGAUGAUUUAUGAUAUGGUGGUGCCCUGAGUAUGUCAGCUCGCCUUCCAAAGCUCAUGCCUCAUAUGAUUGUUGCAAACUAUGACUAUUGCGUCAUAUAGGGAAUGCUCAAGUAAUCACAUUUGGUUUGAAUUGCAGAUCAGUACAAUGGCCUCGUAUGGCUUGAACAUGUUGAAUAGUACUGUAAAUUGGGUAACACAGGCUUUGGAUGCUCCUUCUGCUCGAGCAGUUGUUUUUGGAGUCCAUAUUGGAGGUGAUUGUUCUUUCCUUUUCCUUUUUCUCUUUAUCUCUUGCAGAUCCAUGCUAGUUAUGUUGUGGAAUUCAUAUGUGAUGUUUGGUUUCUUUUCCUGGUGCAGGUCAUUAUUUUGUUGAAGGACUUUUACUAGUUGUGAUCCUUUUCCUGCUCUCCCAGAAAAGUUACAAGCCACCUAAACGGCCUUUGACGAAAAAGGUUACUGUUGUUGUGGCUCUUUGCUUUUCGUUUCAUUCAAUUUAAGAUGGAGUUGUAAUUUCGAACUAAAUUUCUCUUUAACCUGCAGAAGAUGCAAUAUCAAGGAUGGCAUUUUAUACUCGUCAAAAUAUAAGAGAAUUAUAUGGGAUUGCUAACAUAAUGUAGUUUUGUUCAGGAAAUAGAUGAAUUGUGCGACGAUUGGGUUCCGGAGCCCCUGAUUCCUUCCAUUACUAAGGAGAUGGAAUACCAGCCACCAGUGCUGGAAAGGUUAGUGUACUUUUUGUCUUUGCAGAUCUGUUGACUCCUUUCAGAAUUACUCUUCUGAUGAUCUUUAUCGUUUCUUAACCUUUCAAUAUACUAUCUCCUGUAUCAUGUUAUUGAAGACUGCUCAUGGCUUUGCUAUGAUUUAAUAGAUCAAUAUUGUGGCA